AUGGUACGCCGCCAUGGACUCUCUGUGUCUUCACUACCGUUGAGUGGAGAAAUGAGCGACCACAUGCCAACAUCAGAAUCCCACGUUUCUACAAUUUUGACUUUUGAUCCUCUCCUCCGCGUCUCCAUCGAACUCACUUCACCACAUCACAAAGAACUCCUCUACAGCAGCCUUCUCCACAUCCUCCACAAUUCAACUCCUCUACAGCAGCCUUCUCCACAUCCUCCACAAUUCAACUCCUCCACACUCACAUUUUCUGAUCAUUUUCAAUAA
Molecule: messenger RNA, 273 nt
Organism: Caenorhabditis remanei
Lineage: Eukaryota; Metazoa; Nematoda; Chromadorea; Rhabditida; Rhabditidae
Exons: 3
Coding region: 1-273 (90 amino acids)
Source: RefSeq, a predicted model, not a curated record